AUGGCUUCCCCCAGUGUCCUCACCUUUGACGCUGAGGGUCGGGCCAUUGACUUUGACGUCUGGGUAGAUGACCUGCAGCUUUUCCUACUGAGCGACAGAGCAGACGGCCUUUCUCUCUUUGACCUCACUUCUGGUGCCUCUCCUGCCCCUGCUGCUGAUGCUGACCCCACUGUUCGCUCUCAGUGGGCCACGCGCGAUGCUGCUGCCCGCCUUGCUGUGCGCCGCCACUUGCCGACCGCUGAGCGUGCGCACUUUAGCCAGUACAAGAGUGCUAAGACCUUGUACGACGCUGUAGUUGCACGCUGCUCUUCACCUGCCACUGCUGCACUUAGCCGCCUCAUCCUACCGUACCUCUUCCCUGACCUCGCCGCUUUUCCCACUGUCGCUGACCUCAUUACGCACCUCCGCACUAGUGACACUCGCUACCGCGCUGCACUUCCUGCUGAAAUCUGCGCCAAGACCCCCCCCCCCAUGUACAUCACCCUCUACUACAUAGUCACCCGGCUCCCUGACACCCUUCGCCCGGUUAGGGACCACUUCCUCUCUGUUUGCCCCACCACCCUCACCGUUGACCUCCUCGAGGAGCGCCUGCUCGCGGCAGAGAAGAGCAUAGUCGCAGUAGGUGCCUCUCGUGGUGACCCUCGUACCCCUGUCUUUGAGGGGUGCUCCCCCUCUCCCCUCUUGCCCUCUGUUGCCUCUGCUGCUGCGGCCGACCUCGUUGGUCUUGAGUCGGUCGCUGCGGCGUCUGCCCCUAGCGGGAGACGCCGCCCUGGCAAGGGCAAGGGGGGCAAGGGUGCUGGAGGAGCUGGCGGGGGCGGUGGAGGCGGAGGUGGAGGUGGUGGAGGGGGUGGGGGUGGCGGUGGGGGUGGUGGCGGGGGUGGGGGCGUCGGUGGCGGGACUGGAGGUGGAGGUGGAGGCGGCGGUGGCGGUGGGAGCGGAGGUGGCGGAGGUGGCGGUAGUGGAGGAGGUAGCGGCGGAGGCGGCGGAGCUGGUCGGGGUGGCGCUGCGCAGAGGGGUGGCUCCGGUGGUGGUGCGCGCCAGCAGCAGCAGCAGCAGCGUACCCGUGAGACCCCUUCCCCCCAGCAGCUUCGUGAGUGGUACGCUGCUCGUCAGCGGGGCGGGGGUGCUGGCCCCUGUACCUACGUUCUCCGUACCGGCGACCGGGCGGGUGAGCAGUGUGGGGGCGCGCACCCCACCCAGCGCUGCUUCGGCCGUCUGACAGACGCGUGGCGCCACCAGUUCCCCGACGCUACUGAGAUCCCUCGCUGGGGCGAGCUGUCUAGGGCGGGUGUUGCAAUCUAUGAUCUUGAUUUUGAUGCUAUUCUUGCUGCCAUGUAUGCUGUGACUAUUAGUGAUGAGGGUGACUGUUACCGGUGUUUCCCGCCUGACCCAGGCAUAGAGGCUGCUGCGCUAGGUACUUGUGAGGCUGCUGCUCUAGGUGCCAGUGCGUCUGCUGCCCCAGGUGCCGGUGAGUUUGCGCUCUCAGGUGCUGCGUCGUCCCCGGACACCCACACCUUCACCCUUGACUCGGGUGCUUCCCGCUCCUUCUUUCGAGACUGCACCACUCUCACACCGCUCAGUCGGCCUGUUGCGGUCUCCCUGGCGGACCCCUCUGGGGGUCCUGUCCUUGCUCACUACUCCACUGUCCUACCGUGUCCGGCGGUCCCGUCUGGCUCCCUGUCGGGUCUCUACCUCCCCUCGUUCUCUACGAACUUGGUGGCGGGUGCUGACCUCCAGGAUGCAGGAGUUGACCAGUUCACCCCUGCGCGUCAGCGGGUGACCCACUGCACUUGUGCGGACACGGGCCGACACUUGGCCACGUUUGCUCGUCGGCCAGGGUCGAGCCUGUACACACUGACUACUGAGUCUCCUCCAGUCACUGAGUCUGCUCAGGUAGCCGCGUCGGGUCAGGUGUUUGCUGCGGUGUCCAGGUCUGGUCCUGAGUCUGCCCCCUGCUCGUGUCGUCUCCUGUCUCACCGGACUCUCCUCUGGCACCACCGUCUUGGUCACCCCUCCCUGCCUCGCCUUCGAGGCAUGGCUUCCCGUCUUCUUGUUUCUGGUCUCCCCCGGUCCCUCCCUCCCCUUCCUCCGGGGCCUGCCCCCACCUGCGUUCCCUGCGUCGAGGGGCGGCAGCGCGCUGCUCCUCACUCCUCCGAGUUUCCUCCGACAGAGGCUCCGCUGCAGACGCUUCACAUGGACGUGUGGGGCCCAGCCCGCGUUCGUGGGCAGGGUCAGGAGCGUUACUUCCUGCUGGUGGUUGACGACUACUCGCGUUACACCGCAGUCUUCCCCUUGCGCAGCAAGGGUGACGUCACUGAGGUGUUGAUCGCCUGGAUCCGCGCAGCUCGUCUCCAGCUCCGGGAGAGUUUCGGCUCCGACUUUCCUGUUCGGCGUCUGCACUCCGACAGAGGCGGAGAGUUCUCCUCUGACCUUCUGCGGGCCUUCUGUCGCGCACGAGGCAUCCGCCAGACCUUCACGCUUCCGGACUCUCCGCAGCAGAAUGGGAUUGCUGAGCGCCGCAUCGGCAUGAUCAUGGACGUCGCUCGUACGUCCAUGAUCCAUGCGGCUGCUCCCCAUUUUCUGUGGCCGUUUGCGGUUCGGUACGCGGCGCAUCAGCUCAACCUUCACCCCCGGGUCUCCAUGCCGGAGACCUCCCCUGCUUUGCUGUGGACGGGGAAGGUUGGUGAUGCGUCGCGUUUCCGGGUCUGGGGAUCUAGGGCGUUUGUCCGCGACUUGUCUGCGGACAAGCUGUCCUCUCGUGCUGUUCCCUGCGUCUUCCUUGGCUUUCCCCCUGACGCGCCAGGCUGGCAGUUCUACCACCCCACCUCGCGCCGUGUCUUCGCGUCCCAGGACGUCACCUUUGACGAGUCGGUUCCCUACUACCGUCUCUUCCCCUACCGCACUGCGUCCCUCCCUCCCCCGCCGCUCUUCCUUACCCCCUCCAGGUCCCCCUCCGUCGAGGUAGCUGUUGACUCUGGUGCUGCUGGUGGUGCUGAGCCUGGGGGUGCUGGGUCUGGGGGUGCUGCGACUGGGGGUGCUGAGCCUGGGGGUGCUGGGCCUGGGGGUGCUGCUCGGGGUGCUGAGCCUGGGGGUGCUGUGCCUGGGGUUACUGAGCCUGGGGGUGCUGCGCCUGGGGGUGCUGAGCCUGGGGGUGCUGUGUCUCGGAGUGCGGAGCCUGAGGGUGCUGGACCUGCUCGUCCGGCGUCUGGUGGUGCUGAGCCUGACAGUUCUUCGGGUGCUUCGUCCCGGCGGGAGCUACUCUCUCCACAGGAGCUGCGUGAGUGGUUCGCCCGGCGCUGGCGACGUGCUGCUGGAGCUGGUGGUGCUGCAGGAGCUGGAGGUUCUACUGCUGCUGAGAGUACUGGUGCCGAGGGUCCCAGGCGUGCUCGUACCGAGUGUACUGGAGCUGCUGGCCCUACGAGUGCUCCUCCUGCUGGAGCUGGUGGUGCUGCUGGUGCUCCUGGAGCUGGAGCUGCUGGUGCUGCUGGUGCUGCUGGUGUUGGCGCUGGGGGUGCUCCUGGCGCUGGUGCUGCUGAGGGUGCUGGAGUUGGAGCUGCUGGAGCUGAGGGUCCUCCUGGUGCUGGUGCUCCCGCUGGGGGUGCUGGUGCUGUUCCUGCUGGCACUGGUGGAGCUACGCGGCCGCGGCCGUACUUCGUUCCGCUCCUUGAGCAGGUUCUUGGUCUUCCGUCCUCUCUUGGUCCUGCUCCUGCCUUAGAGUGUCCGCCUCCUGUCCAGUCUGAGUCACAGUUACAGCCACCUUCCCCGCUUCCUUCUCCUUCUCCCUACACUGGUCCUACUAGAGGUCUUGCUGAGCGUCGUGAGCCUGCGUCUCGCCCUGCGUCGCCUGUCCGUGCUGCUCGCACUAGUGGUCGUGGUUCGCGCCAGCGUCCUCCCCCUGUCCCCGGCACGCACCGGAUGUCUCUGCGUCCUUCCACUGCUCCGCUGCGUGCCCCUUUGCCUUCUCCUCCAGCGUCCUCUCUUCCUGACCUUCCUGACCCGGAGUCGGACUCCCUUCGUGCUGCGCGUCCUACUGUCACGCGUCUCCUUGCUACUGUCGUCACUGACCCUUCCUUUGAGUCUACUGCUGCGUCUGCCCUAGUUGCUGAGCUUGUCGACUUCGCUGCUCGCUGUCGCCUAGACUACGCUGCUAGUCUUGUUGCUGAGUCUGGGUCUGUCUGUCCUCCGUCCGUCGGGGGUGAGUGUGCUCUUGGCACGGACGUCCUUGAGGACAGGCAGGAGGAGUUCCAGUGCUUGGCUGCUGCUUCACCUCAUCUCGUGUCCAUGCUGCUUGCCCCUGAGGGAGACCCGGAUGCACUUGACAUCCCGACUCCGCGCUCUUACGCAGAGGCGAUAGAGGGCACCUACGUUGACGAGGUUCCCCCGCCUGGGGCGAACAUCGUCAGUGGCAUGUGGAUUUUCAGGGUGAAGCGGCCGCCGGGUUCUCCGCCUGUCUUCAAGGCGCGUUACGUGGCUCGUGGCUUCAGUCAGCGGCAGGGAGUUGACUACUUUCAGACCUUCUCUCCCACCCUGAAGAUGACCACUCUUCGGGUACUGCUGCACAUAGCCGCUUACCGAGACUACGAGCUGCACUCUCUUGACUUCAGCACUGCUUUCUUGCAGGGCAGCCUGCACGAGGAGAUCUGGCUGCGCCGCCCACGUGGCUUCACUGGGACUUUUCCUCCUGGCACCCAGUGGAGCCUCCGGCGGCCAGUCUACGGUCUCCGCCAGGCGCCUCGUGAGUGGCACGACACACUGAGGACGACACUUGCGGCUCUUGGGUUUGCACCUUCUACUGCCGACCCGUCGCUGUUUCUGCGCACCGACACUUCUUUGCCGCCGUUCUACAUCCUCGUGUACGUCGACGACUUGGUCUUUGCUACAGCUGACACUGCUAGACUUGCCUACGUGAAGUCCGAACUGCAGAAGAGACACACGUGCACAGACCUGGGUGAACUGCGCAGCUACCUUGGCUUGCAGAUCACCCGGGACAGAGCACAGCGCACCAUUACCCUGACUCAGUCACACAUGGUGCAGCAGGUCCUUCAGCGCUUCGGCUUCACGUACUCCUCGCCUCAGGCCACUCCUCUGCCUACACGCCACUCGCUCUCAGCUCUGCCUUCGGAUGAGUCCGUAGAGUCGAGUGGCCCGUACGCAGAGCUUGUCGGCUGCCUCAUGUACCUGAUGACCUGCACUCGACCUGACCUUGCAUACCCUCUUAGCAUUCUUGCACGCUAUGUUGCUCCUGGGAGACACAGACCAGAGCACAUGGCUGCAGCGAAGAGGGUGUUGCGCUACUUGUGUAGUACGUCGGGCAUGGGGCUUGUGCUUGGAGGGCAGAGUCCAGUGGUCCUCACUGGUCACGCAGACGCUUCUUGGGCAGACGACCAGGCUACGCAGCGGUCGUCACAGGGUUACACCUUCAGCCUUGGUUCCGGCUCUGUUUCGUGGCGGUCUACCCGCUCGUCUUCUGUUCUCGGCUCGAGCUGUGAGGCUGAGAUCUACGCAGGGGCCAUGGCUGCACAGGAGCUACGCUGGCUCACCUACCUGCUGACUGACCUGGGAGAGCCGCCUCGUUCUCCUCUAGUGCUGUACGUCGACAACAAGGCCAUGCUGGCCUUGUGUCGGGAGCACAGACUGGAGCACAGAACGAAGCACAUCGCUCUCCGCUACUUCCUUGCUCGUGAGCUGCAGCAGCGUGGUCAGCUGCGCCUUGCUUACGUGGCCUCUGAGGCCAACACUGCUGAUAUCUUCACCAAGGCACUCGCGCCUUGUGAUCAUCAGCGCUUCUGUACUCUGUUAGGUCUUGUGCCUACCUUGCCUCACUUGCUUACUUCUUGA
This is a messenger RNA of Closterium sp. Yama58-4, 5838 nucleotides long. Lineage: Eukaryota; Viridiplantae; Streptophyta; Zygnematophyceae; Desmidiales; Closteriaceae. The record is from the annotation of a GenBank genome assembly.